This is a messenger RNA of Zasmidium cellare ATCC 36951, 465 nucleotides long. RefSeq lists its product as uncharacterized. The transcript has a single exon. NCBI's taxonomy places the organism in Eukaryota, Fungi, Ascomycota, Dothideomycetes, Mycosphaerellales, Mycosphaerellaceae. The record is from RefSeq and is a predicted model, not a curated record. The coding region runs from base 1 to 465 and encodes 154 amino acids.
AUGCCUCGCCCAACCACAACCCCAGCACCAGGCCAAACCUCCCUCACAGCCCUCAUCCGCUCCAUGUCCCCCACCCCCGACCCCACAAACACAACCUACGUCUUCGCCCACCUCCCCCAUUCCCAAACCUCCCAACUCCACUCCCUCCUCACCCACCCCUCCACCCCCAUCAAAAUGCUCUUCCACGAACCCGAAGCCUGGACCCUCAUUCUGCCCCAAACCACCGCGGAAAGCGAGGGGUUGGAGUACACGUUCCCGUGCAAACUGAUCACGUUGAAUGUGCAUUCGAGUUUGGAGGCCGUGGGGUUUUUGGCGAGGGUGACGACGCGGUUGGCGGAGAAAGUGGGGACUGGCGUGAAUCCUGUGAGUGGGUUCUAUCAUGAUCAUUUGUUUGUGCCGGAGGGGUUGGAGGGGAGGGUUGUGGAGGAGCUGAAGGCGAUGGCGAGCGAGGAGGAGGAAGUUUGA